ACUAAAUGCUAGCAACUCACUAACAGGGUAGACAAACGCAGCAGGUGUUGUGCAUUAAGCAGCAGCACACAUAGCUGUAGAUGUCAGAAGCAGUUCUCCUAAAAGAGAGAGCGGGGGAAAUGUUGACCUGGAUUAGCCUUUACAUGCCUAUUGGAAAAGUGCCAUGGGAUCUUUGAUUUCACCAUGGUCAGAGUGGGGUGGGAUCACCUUGCUGUAAAUAGCCUAUGAUUUCAGGAAAGAUUUAAUUGCUAUGCUUUCCCCUAUGCUUGAAAUACCUUCCAAAUCCUGCAUACCAUGUAACCUCCUUUUCCUUCAUAUUCCUCCUCACAACUCGUCUAUUCCCACAGUCUCUCCAACGCUGACUCCUACACCCAUGCUGCCCUUCUAACGUAAGUAGGAUAAUAACAUUUAAAAAGUAGGUAGUGCAGUGACCCAGAGUAUAAAGGACGCAACCUUAUUAGCUUGCCCUGUGUCGUUUCCCCUUCUAUUAUGUCACACCGUAUCCAAUUUACCACACAAUUUUAAUAGGCUUACUAACGCUGUAUAGCACCUUCCUCACAAUUGACUUCCUUGGGACUUUUUGUGGGGUAGGGUGCUACCUAAUGUGAAUAAGGGUAUCAGAAUCUGACCCUUAGAUUGUAAACUCUUUGGGGCAGGGAUUAUAUAUGUAUUCUCUCUGUAAAUCACUAUAUACUUAAAUUAAUCCCUCGCACCAGCACUCUACAAUGGGUGAAGAGGGAUAGGAAGGUGUCUCCAUUUUAGCUUUAUGUAGUGUGAGGUCUGCAUGGUUUCCGAAGUCCAGUUUGAAAGGUGACAAUUUACAAUUCACAGUUAUGAGAGCAAAGCAUUUGCGCAAGGAAAGGCAGACAGAACUCUGGUUUUUGUUCUUCUCUUCCCCAGGGCAGUAUGCAGAGUUCAUUCCAGGCUGGGUAAGGAUGGGUGAAAAUUGGAAGAGAAAUCCUGGUCCCCGUCAUUCUCCAAAAGUUUUAUGCAUACAAGUUCCUCCAUCUGCUCAGGAUACCUACUUACUGAAGGACCUGAAGCGAGGCCAGAAAUGCUACCUCUAUAGCAUCAUGAGAGUUUAUGACAGCAAACCUCUGAGGGAAAUGCUGUCCCAUCAGUACAUGCUCAAUCUCCAGCGCCAGAAUUUGCUAGGUCAUAUUACUGAGCAUGAAGUCAGGUUUUACACCUCCUUUCUGGAUCAAGCUGAAGAGAGAGGCCCAAGGAAGGUCUCAGCUAGAAACAGCACCUCUCUGAAGUCCAGUGUUGGGAGAACUCAGCUGGGAUUAACAGCCUGUAGUUCAUAGAAUUAGUGCCCUAAUGCCCCAUCAGGAUCAAGAUCAGAGGACGUUGUGUGGAGCACUGUACCAAACACAGAUGAAGAGCCUGUCCUUCCCCAGGGCAGAUUAUAUGGCUGUCAACAUAUUUUUCUGUAACACAAAUGUAUUUCUGAAUGUGAUCUCAAAAAAACUGAAAAAGAUUAAAAUAGUAAGGCCCGGAA
Messenger RNA from Caretta caretta (loggerhead turtle), 1501 nucleotides. The record is from RefSeq and is a predicted model, not a curated record. Lineage: Eukaryota; Metazoa; Chordata; Testudines; Cheloniidae.